GUGUGGAAGAACGGCGCCUUCGAGCUGGAAGCAGGACACAGCUCGAUGCCGAGGAAUGGCGUACUGUGGCCCUACGAGAAAGUGCUCACAUGUCUUGCAGUGAAUACGUUUCAGUUCGAUGCCAGCGUGACGAUGGACGACCGAAUCGUUAUCAUAUCAUGCGAAAUCCCUUAG
Molecule: messenger RNA, 174 nt
Organism: Soboliphyme baturini
Lineage: Eukaryota; Metazoa; Nematoda; Enoplea; Dioctophymatida; Soboliphymatidae
Source: the annotation of a GenBank genome assembly